Sclerotinia trifoliorum is the source of this 1194-nucleotide messenger RNA. The record is from the annotation of a GenBank genome assembly. NCBI's taxonomy places the organism in Eukaryota, Fungi, Ascomycota, Leotiomycetes, Helotiales, Sclerotiniaceae.
CACCAGAAACAAGCCUGCUACUUCCAAUAAGACCAUUAGGUGAUACAACGAAUGGCAUUGUUGUAUGUUCAUUGACCUUACCCCAUGCCUCAAUGACUGUGGUGAAGGAACUAGCGAGGGUUGUGGCCGAUAGAAUCAGGAAGUUUGAGCCAGAGGGUUGCCGACUGGUGGAUUGGUUUUGGCGCCUUUUGUGGCGAAGGAAUUGGGCUUUGGUGCGUCUUUGUUCUUAGAUUGCUGUUAUUUGGCUUGCCUUUUUUAGUUUCCAUUAUUUUUGCUUCCGGACUCGAGGAUAUGCGCGGUUUGACUACGUGCCUCUUGCUUCUACGAUGGAAUAGCAGCGAAAAGGGUGUCAAUAUCCAUAUCAUAUUUGGGAAGAAGAAAGAAAUGCUGGCCAAUAUCAUCAAAAGAUCGUCACGUUCUAUGGGGCUUCUCCAAGAAGCAAUGGUACAGCGACCAGCUCACCACCAAAAUAUCAUAUCUUUUUGACGAAGGAGAUCAGGAACCACUCGUCUAUCUUGAUCCCAAUCUUCUCCCGUUGGUCAAAGGGAAAUGAUUGCUUUGAUUGAUGAUGUCAUUACUUCUGGGGCAUGAGUGCUAUGUUGGAACUUUUGAAUGGGGAGGAGGUUGGUGAUGAAGCGGUGAGGAAUGAGAGGUUGUAUGGGGUGAAAGAUGGAGCGAUGGAAGAUGGUGUGAAGGAUAGAGGAGAGAUGACGAAAGGAGAGAUGACGAAAGGAGAGAUGACGAACGGAGAGGUGGCAAAUAAGAAGAUGACAGAUGACCUGACGUAUGAGGAGGUCAAACAUGAAAAGAAAAGGGUGGAAUGGGGCUGAAUGUUGUUUGUGUGGGGGUGGCAGUGCUACAGGGGGAUGAGUAUAAGAAGAUAUUGAGUGGGGAGGUGGUUAGAAUGGUGGUGGGCGCCGUGGCGAGUCCGUUACUAAAAGCGGUUGAGGGAGGCUGGAUUCCUAUAUGAGAUUUGGAGCGUGAUUACUCUUUUGUUUGUAAGUUGGUUUACUCUUGCAUAAUAAAAGAGGCUGAGGAUCAGGCUGACAACAUGUCUUUGAAUGUCUACCACUUGAAGAUAAAGGCGACCUGAUUGCAAAGGCUAACUCUAUGAAAUAUCUCAUCUGUUGAUGAUAACAUAGAUAGUUCUUGUUUUUAUUGAGCAUCUUUAUUACUAACUUUGCUUCCGCCAAU